Messenger RNA from Dentiscutata erythropus, 142 nucleotides. Lineage: Eukaryota; Fungi; Glomeromycota; Glomeromycetes; Diversisporales; Gigasporaceae. The record is from the annotation of a GenBank genome assembly.
GCUUGAGCAACUCAUAGUAAAUGGAGUCGUGGAAAACGACGUCCCUUAUGAAAGUACGCUUGGGAAUCCCAGACCCUUGAAUGGAAGGAGUUGGGUAGAAUUAAUAAACCUAAAGGAAGUUCUUGCAUUAGUUCCUAGAUAG